UUUUCAGGUAUAUCUGAUUAUACCAUGACUUCUAUUGGAAAAGACACCAAUAUGGCAUCCCCAGAGCAUGGGGAGGAGGAGCAACAGAAUGUCUUGAGGAGGGUGGCUAGUCUACCUUUAGUCAACUCUGCCUAUGAUCUGGCUGCCACUGCAUAUGCUUCCACCAAGGAGAGCCAUCCCUAUGUGAGGUCCAUCUGUGACAUGGCAGAGAAGGGAGUGACGUCCAUAACCAACGUUGCAGUAAGCAGUGCACAGCCACUUGUAACUAAACUUGAACCUCAGGUGAUGACAGCAGAUGAGUGUACUUCUGAAGUACCUGACAAAGUGGAGGAGACUCUACCAAUCUUUCAACAGACUGCUGAUAAGGUUACAUCUGAAACACAGGAGUUGGCAUCUUCCAGACUGACAGAUGUCAAAGAGACAAUGAUCAGAAUGGUAGAUAUGACCAAAGAGGCUGUACAGGAUGGUAUGAAGACCACCAAAUCAAUGGUAACUGACCGCAUGAGCACAGUUGUGGAAUCAAGAAUGGGCCAGUUGGCCAUAAGUGGAAUGGAAGCAGUGCUGGAGAAAUCUGAAGAGCUUUUGGAUCACUAUCUUCCCAUGACAGAUGAUGAACUAGCUGAACUUGCUGAACCUGUGGAAGGUGCUGAAGUGUCUUCAGCACAACCACAAGAGCAUCGGAGUUACUUCGUGCGUUUAGGUUCCCUGUCAACCAAACUUCGCCAACGUGCCUACCGCUAUUCCCUAGACAAGAUGAGACGUACCAGUCAAAACAUCAGAGAGGCUCUUUCCCAGCUUCAUCAAACCAUGGGACUGAUUGAAUACAUUAAGCAAGGUGUUAAACUUCAAGAAGUCCAAGAGAAGUUCCAUCACAUAUGGCUGAGCUGGAAUAGAGAGCAGCCAAAAGGCAGGGAGAUCAAAGAUUUGGCAAAACCAGAGAUGGAGUCUGAGACUUUGGCUAUGUCCCGCAGCAUUAUCCAGCAGCUGCAGGAUGCCUGCCAGAUGCUAGUAUCCAGCAUUCAAGGUCUCCCCACCACCUUUCAGGAUAAGGUGCAACAGGUGUAUCACAACAUGGAAGAGCUUCAUGAUUCUUUCUCCACUGCCCAUUCCUUCCAGGAUCUCUCCAGCAGCCUCCUGACUCAGAGCCAGGAGAUGGUGACCAAGGCCCAGGAAUAUGUGGAUGAGCUGAUGGCAUACAUGAUGGAGAAUACUCCUCUGUCUUGGAUUGUGGGACCCUUCACCCCAUCGGGUAAGGUGUCUGCAGAUUCCAUUGAACCACAAAACCAAGAAAAUGAGGCUGAGGAAGCUGAAGUCGUCACAGCAUCCAAGUCUGAGGAGGCCUUGUGACCUAGAAACAUAAAACUUCUUCUCUUAAGGAAGAAGGCAGAAUUCCUUGUCUCCACAGAUUCAGUCAGUCUUCCUUGUGACUCCAUGUGUACUAGCACAGGUCUGCAGGAAAGACCCCAAUGGCUAGUACUAGUAAGCAAUGUGUGCCUCAUCUCUAACUUCUGGAGGUGUUGUGUCUUCUAUAAUAGAGAUCACUUCUCAGCUCAGAUACUACUUGUUUGUGUUUAA
Caretta caretta (loggerhead turtle) is the source of this 1575-nucleotide messenger RNA. NCBI's taxonomy places the organism in Eukaryota, Metazoa, Chordata, Testudines, Cheloniidae. The record is from RefSeq and is a predicted model, not a curated record.